AUGGCGGAUGCUGUGCCGGCGACGAAAGCUGUACGAUGUGACCGCAACCAGCCUUGCAUCAGUUGCCAGCAGCGGGGCAUUGCAUGCACAAAGUCCCCGCGUGUAGCACGCCCAAGACGGCAGAAACGCCUUGCUUCAGCCGCCCACCUUUCGAGAAUCCGCUACUUGGAACGACAACUCGAGCAUGCACGAUCCGCCAACUCCAACAUCUCCGAGCAAUCCCCGGGCACCCAGCGUCAUGACCCAAACUUGUCUGAGGAUGGCUCCCCUAACAACUCAGUAGUAUCCUCUCCCGCCUCCUUGGAUUCAGCGCCAACUGUGCCUCCGCCUGGCGCUCGAAUUCGCGUCAGCAGCCCACCAUCUCCCGACAUCACUCAUUCCGAAUCCGACAACCUGCUCGCCAGAUCAGCAGAUGAGAAUGAGUCUUCUUUGGUGAUGGCGGAGGGCUCAACCUCAUUAUCCGCUCAUUCCAAGAUGGCCAUGGGUUUCCUUGAUAGGGUCACGGUUGUUGAUAGAGAGCGUGGAUAUAACUUUGAUACUAAGGACCUUUUAGACGACCUUGAUCAGAUUGUCCAGGCAACCAAAGCUCCACAAGCAAUGUCAAAAUGCUACCCUGAUAUGGGCGUGCAACAACUCAACCAAUUCCCAAAGGCUUGUGCAAUGCCGCCUAUAGAGGCGUCAGUGGCCGCCAUACGAGGGGCGCAGCAAAGCCGUCACGUUACGUUUCUCUUUAUACAGACAUUCCUGCGUUCACAGUCACUUUCUGAUAUUUGCCUGAGGGUAUACUUUGCAUCUGAUUACUCCGUCGCCGAUUAUAUAAUCCUCAAUGCUGCUCUCACAUACUUUUUUGACGAUCAAAUCAUGAUCCAGAAGCCUCCAAAUAUAUCAAUGGACACGACCGAGUUCAAGUCUACCUGCCAAAAGAAUCUAGAGACGGCCCUUCUAAGUCUUCAACUUCACAUCUGGCCCAGCCUGGAGCUUGUUCUUGCUCUGACUUUAGGGGCAGUACAUGCAAUAGAAGUUCUGAAGCCUCACUGGGCAUGGUUGCUGGUGACCGCUGCAUAUCAGGCGUGCCAUUCCCUUGGCUACCAUCUUGCAAGACCGGACAAUGUGGGCUAUUGUGGACUAUCCAAUGAGCCUGGUCUGCUAUUCUGGGCUAUAUACUUCCUCGAGAAGACUCUCUGCCUUCGUCUUGGGCGGUGCUCUCGGAUCCCCGAAGGCGACAUCUCUCUACCCAUGCCAGGGGGGCAAGCUGGUCUGAACUAUGCACGAUCUAUGAUCAAGCUUGCGAAGCUGACCUCUAAGAUAUAUGAAAGCCUCUACGGACCGUACGCCAUGGCCAUUUUGCGCGACAAUGGGGUACUUCCCGUCAAGGAGCUGUCACGGGAGCUUGAUACACUAUCGGCUGAAUCACAGGUCGCCUUGCGCGAAUGGAGUCUUCGCACUCCAAAGAAUGAAUGGUCUGAACUAAUUGAGUUCAUGUCGUACUCGGACACAGUUCUACUCUACUCCAUCCAGACUCUAAUUUACCGCACUGAAACAGUGCCUGCCAGCCCAACAGCAAGCCUCACAACACAAUGUAUUGUUUCUGCUCGCAAAGCCCUGGCUUGUCACCAGACAUCACCUGUCGUUACUGCCGGUAGGAUGUCUGGUUUUCUUUCUUCAUAUAUGAGUUGGUUUAUCAUGCUGCGGCCUUUCACGCCCUACAUUGUCCUUUUUUGCAACGUCAUAGAGACUGGGGAUCAGGAGGAUUUGCAACGCAUGCGCGACUUUGUCAAGUCUUUGGAAUCCUUUACUUCGAGUUCUGCCGCGGCUCGCAAUCACCAGCGCCUUUUCCAAGUAUUCCACAACGUUGCUCUACGUUACACCGAGUUGAAGCAGAGUUUCGGCGCAGCCCUGUGUAGUGACGAAAUGCAAGAGACCCAUGAGAUCGACAGCUACCUCAAUGCCAUGGGGUUUAGUCAACAGGGCGUCACGGGCGAGGCAGUGGGUGAGCCGGCAAUGGCUUCCUUCUCUAGAGAAAUGGCAGACGCCGAUCAGCCGACCAUGCAUCUACCCUCCUGGUUUCAAAUCAGUCAGCAAAUGAUGGGGCUGAUGGACAAUGACCCAAUGACUUUUCACGGUCUGCACAGUGCUAGGCAAUGA
Molecule: messenger RNA, 2145 nt
Organism: Clonostachys solani
Lineage: Eukaryota; Fungi; Ascomycota; Sordariomycetes; Hypocreales; Bionectriaceae
Source: the annotation of a GenBank genome assembly